This is a messenger RNA of Chrysoperla carnea, 840 nucleotides long. RefSeq names its product scoloptoxin SSD552-like. The record is from RefSeq and is a predicted model, not a curated record. Gene Ontology annotation, cellular component: extracellular region. The coding region runs from base 36 to 794 and encodes 252 amino acids. NCBI's taxonomy places the organism in Eukaryota, Metazoa, Arthropoda, Insecta, Neuroptera, Chrysopidae. The transcript has a single exon.
UAUUGUUAAACCUUUUGUAGCAGCAAACAGUAACAAUGGCGAAACACACUAUAGUUUUGUUGGCCACCAUCUACCUCUUUGCGAUGACAUAUUCGCAAGAUAGCGAUUCACCAGUCUACCAGUAUGCCUGUGAUCUUUGUGAUGAAGAUGACAAUUGUGUACAAGAUGAUCAAUGUACACCAUCAGACAACGCUUGCCCGCAAUAUCAAGAUCUGGCAAUUACUGAUGAGCAAAAACAAUCAAUAGUUGAUAAACAUAAUGAAUUACGUCAAAAAGUUGCGUCUGGGGGCGAAGAUAGAUUACCAAGUGCAGCUAAUAUGAAGGAAUUAGUAUGGGACGAUGAAUUGGCAAAUAUUGCCCAAUGUUACGCUAAUAAAUGUGUAUUUCAACACAUGAGAUGUGAAUUAUCUGAUGGUCGGGGUAGAUUUGGGCAAAAUAUUUAUGAAGGAUUUGAAUACGGUAAACCUGAUGAAAAUAGUAUGUCAGAAGAUUAUCCUAAUUUUGUACAAAACUGGUAUGACGAAGAACCGAAAUUUGAUCCUAAUAAUAUUGAUGAAUACAAAUUUGACCCUCAUUCUGGACAUUUUUCACAAGUUAUUUGGGCCAAAACAGAAAGUGUGGGCUGUGGCUCAGCGGUAUGGCGUAAUGAUACUAUAAACUUCUGGCUAGUAACAUUUUUUUGCAACUACUCUCCUGGAGGUAAUGUUAUAGGAGCAAGUGUUUAUGAGCAAGGUGAUUCCGCAUCCAAUUGUGAGAAUGGAGCAUCUGAUGAUUAUUCUGCACUGUGUCAAUAAAUUUUGUAUUAUUUAAAAAAUUAUUAUAUAUGACUAAUAAAAGUAA